Penaeus vannamei (Pacific white shrimp) is the source of this 926-nucleotide messenger RNA. Lineage: Eukaryota; Metazoa; Arthropoda; Malacostraca; Decapoda; Penaeidae. The record is from RefSeq and is a predicted model, not a curated record.
AUAUGUCACUUCCCAUGUUGACAUCUUGACUUCGAGUAGGAAAAGAGCGCUCGUGACGGGCCGUAUACGAUGAAGGACCGGUGAUAGUUGCCAUUUGGGCUACAGAAGACAAGAAAAAAUGGAUCUGAAAAGGACUAUGGCUGUAAUCUUAGUGAUAUUUGUUUUAUUAGGCAUUACCGUGGCGUUGGUGGCGAAUGACAGCUGCAAACAAAUGUCAACCUGUAGAUGCCAGUUCGACGGUGGACAAGAAAUUAAUUUGAUGAAGGUAGCUGCCGGUCCCCUUGAUGCACCGAGGUUUAAGGAACUGACUGCUAGUAAUAAAUCGGAUACAAGUCUAUAUUCAUAUAAUCCAUGCUACAGUUAUGUCUUCCCACCUGAUGGUCAAGAAAUGUCAUGUGGCAAAGAUGUGGCUGUGUGUCAGUCCAGUACCUCAGGUCCUAUCAAUGUUGGGAAACAGAGUCUUGCAAAAUUUCAUUUUGAUAAUUCAACAGACCAGUGGAUACUGUCAUAUUAUAAUGACAUUGGAGAUAGGUUGUCAAAUGUUAUUUUACAGUGCACUGACAAUGACAAUGACGUCCUUGAGGUAUUUGGUGAAACAACAGGCCAACAUAGGAGUGUAUUUAACAUGACCCUGAAAUCCAAGUGUGCAUGCAUAGGGGGCUGUCUGACUCCUAUCCUACCCCACGGCAUGUCUGUUGGGUCGCUGUUCCUGCUAUUGCUCCUCAUCUUCAUUUGCGUGUACCUGACAGUGGGAUACCUGUACCGUCGAUAUGUUAUAGGUGCACGGGGCAUUGAGUUGCUCCCACACCUUAGCUUUUGGAUGGACUUUCCAUAUCUUGUUCAGGAUGGAUUCUUCUUCCUGCUGUACUGCGGAAGGAGAGAUGUUACUUAUGAAAGAAUAUGAAAUAAAGCUUUAUAUAUCUGGA